AUGUUCAACGCACACGCCGGAGGCCGUCCGGUGGGCGCCUUUUAUUGUGCCGUUUGCGAUGUGCACUGCGGCGAUGCACACGCGGCGGAGCGUCACCGUGCGAGUUUGCGGCACAAAAAGAACAGCGGCGAGUUUGAAGCGGAGCGGCGGGCGUACAAAGACGACGCGAGUGUGACGGCAGAAGAUGUGAUGGCGCUGGUGGAGCGCAAACGUUUGGAGUUGGGGGUCAUACCGUGGAGUCAGCUGCGGUUUAACGAUGAAGAGACGAAGAAAGAGGAGGAAGAGGAAGAAAAAAAGGAGGAAGCUGUUAAGGCUUAG
Trypanosoma theileri is the source of this 318-nucleotide messenger RNA. RefSeq lists its product as uncharacterized. Lineage: Eukaryota; Euglenozoa; Kinetoplastea; Trypanosomatida; Trypanosomatidae. The coding region runs from base 1 to 318 and encodes 105 amino acids. The transcript has a single exon. The record is from RefSeq and is a predicted model, not a curated record.